AUGGACACUGACAGCUGCUACUACUGUAAAAACACUAUUUGCUUCGCCAAGGAUCGUUACUUAGUAAGGUACUCCUUUCCACAGAGGUUAACUGCACUAGAAGCAGAACUUUGUACAGUUGCUUCAAGUGAUCCAAGCUUUGCCUCAACAAUUCUUGAUGCAUAUACUGAGCAUCAGCACGUUAAACAGAACAGUGCUUACCACAGGUUAGAUGUCAUUGAUAGGUGCUUCUCGAGAAGAACAGUGGAGGAUAUCAUAUCUGCACUUGAGAGAGAGUUUACUCAGAGACCAGAUGACUGGAUCUCCUCUACCACUCAAGCAUUGAAGAAGGCUUCACCAUCAAGCCUUAAAAUAUCUCUUAGAUCGAUAAGAGAAGGAAGACUACAGGGGGUGGGGCACUGCCUUAUUCGUGACUAUAGAAUGGUGUGUCAUGUGAUGAAGGGAGAUUUAAGCAAAGACAUAGUGGAGGGGUGUAGAGCCAUACUGGUGGACAAAGAUAUGAACCCAAAGUGGGAGCCAAGGCGACUGGAGGACAUCAAGGAUAGAAUGGUAGAUAAGUUCUUUGAGAGAUUGGAGGGAUUGGAGGAUCUAAAGUUUCCGCCAAGGAACAACUUGCGUGCUUCAUCAAUCGCAGCAAAGCUGUGAAGAAGAAAUGGUGUGUGAUGAGACAUUAACCAUUGACCAAACCAAGCGAAAAGACCAAAACCCGAAAUAUCAAGAUUAAGUGUUUGAACUCCUUUUGUUUCUUUAUAUUGUAUCAAACAAGAAUAAACGUGCGUUAUUUCUUCCUUUCUUUCUAGGAGCACAAUAUCUCAUGAUUCAAUUAAGUCUUCCUAGUCUUUCCGAAUUU
This is a messenger RNA of Camelina sativa (false flax), 850 nucleotides long. Lineage: Eukaryota; Viridiplantae; Streptophyta; Magnoliopsida; Brassicales; Brassicaceae. The record is from RefSeq and is a predicted model, not a curated record.